AUGGCUACUAUCGAAAAAAGUAACAAAAGCGGCGAACAUGAAACAAAGGCUAUUUACAAAAAUGAAAGAAAAGGCAAGACCAACAAAAUACAAGCGUAUCAUGUGAAUGAAGAAAAAAAAGAAGUCGAAAGCGGAGGUUUCCACAAUGUAGAAAAUAAAAAUGAAAAUAACGCAGACAUUUUUGGCAUGAGCGUAAGCAAAAAUGAAAUGGACGUAAACAAUAAUAAUGUCCGUAAUCCUGUCGUGAAGACGAAUGCGGACAUGAAAAAGGAGGAAAAGAAGAGCGGUCUGACGGAAAAUAAAGGAAACUGGGGAGGGCAGGAGCAAAAUCAGCUGAAUGAUGAAACAAAUUUGUCAGAUGAAGGGGAAGAAGUAGAGGAAGAAAACGUGGAUGAGAAAGACCUCAUACUUCAGCGAUAUAAACAUGGCACCAACAUAUUUGUCAACCUGGACGAUGUAAGAAAAGGGUGCAUGGUAGUUGACUUUUACUCGGAAUGUUUAAAUAAAUAUAAAAAUGAAUGCAGCUUUGUGUAUUACCAAAACUAUAACAGUAAUAAGAACGUAAUAAUUAACGAAAAUGUUGACAUGGUGGGACAUGCGCACAGCCCACAACAUUUUUUAUGUGAAAAUGUGGAGAGCAUGGGCAACAUGCCCAGUUCAAAUGACAAAUCAGCAAUGGCGAAAGGGAAGAAUGGGUCAAGAAAUUCAAGCAGCCUAGGAAACGGAGUAGGUACAUCCGUUAUGCCUGGUGAAGAUUAUAAAAAUUUUAACCUCCAAAAAAAGAAGCAAGAGUCGUUAGAUCCCUUAUUAAGGUGUAUAAACUCGUUGUCCGAUAGGAUAAACCUUCAGCAUUUAGUGGGUGACCCAACAACGUAUUUCAAAGUUGGAGGGGGGGAUAUGUUUUACGACAUUAACGAUCCAUUUUUGGAUGACGAAGAAAUGUAUAAAGAAUUGAACAAAACGAAAAAUGAUAUAAUUCUCACAAGACAGAUAGAAGAUGAAUACAGUGUAUGGAGUGGGGACAUGUCAGACGAUUAUGCAGACAUAAACCCGAACUCCUUCAUCUCAUUUUACAGCUCCAAGUGUAAGUACGUAUAUUGUAGCGAUGAAGAAAGGGAAGAGAAUAACACCAAAGGGUACACAACUGACAUGAUGAAGGGCAAUGACAAUGCGGACGGCGCGGAUUUCUACAAACGUGGUCAUGAGUACAAGAGGUACGCUUCGUACAGCUCCUCCUGCUCCAACUCCUCUGAUGAGAGUGUAAUAGAAUUAAACCAGUCCGACAUGGACAUAAUAAAUUAUGAACACAAUAUAAACGAUUUUAUUAUAUAUUCAAGUGAAGAAGACGUCGAAGCAUCCUCGUCCGAAGACGAAAAUGACGAAGACGCAAAAGUGUCAGAAGGGUCUGAAGAGGACAUCAUAUUCAACCCUUUCGCUUGGAAGAAAUUCCAAAGGCACAUUCCCCCAGAGUUUAUCAGCUCCUUCGAGAAGUUAGAAAAGGAGUUGGAUGCUCUCCCUUUGGAGGUUAACAUAGAAGAUAUAAAGGACAUCAUAAAAGGGAACAUUUACAGCAUAUUUCUCAAAGUUAGAGAUAAACAAAAGAACAUGCUAAACCAUUUUGACAAAAAAUUGGACGAUUAUGUUGACAUCGAUAUAAAACAACUGAGGUGGCUCACAACCAUCAUGAAUAAAACGUCCAACACGCUUAACGAUAUAGACAUUUGUAGAAUAUGGUUCGAACACAUUUUCAAUUACAACAUUUUGGUGUUCAUUAAUUGCGAGAAGGAAUUUGUUAGCAAGAUAAAGAACUCACAAAUUUUUGAAAAAAAUAAUAAGACACAUUUGAAUUGUAUCUUGAAGGACAUAUCUUCGUGGAGGGCCUUCCAGGAGUAUAAGGAGAAGCUGGCUCGCGAAGGCGCAAAUGGGGGGGGUGCUACUACCAUUGCGGGUGCCUCCGUCGACACUGCAAAGACGACCAAGGGGGGUAGCCCCAAUCGUAGCGCAAACGGACCGAAAGUGGGCUCCUCCCCCGGUCGAGGCGGGGGCAAAGCGGCCACCAAUUGUAACAAGAAUGCCAUUGUUAAUAGCGAGCCCAGUUGCAAAGGGUCUACUGAAAGUGGAAAACCGAUAGACGCAGGAGAUGCAGAGAAGGAGAAGAAGAGCGCCGUGCUGGAGAUGCAGGGCAGGGAAGAAGCACUUAAUGAAGCAAAGGAUAAGGCGUGUAACGAUGUUCACUUGAAAAAGGAGGAUAGUGCGAAAAGUGCACCCCACCACGAGGGGAACGUGGAAUGUAUCUUUACUCCCAACUUUGCUAAGGACAGCACUGUGAAGGAGCUAGCCCAAGGUCCAGAGGAAGGAGGUGUCAAGGUCAAAUUAGUCAACGUAAAAAAUGAAAACGCAGAAGGAAACUGCGAUAGUGUAUCUCUGCAACUUUCGAAUAAUAGCACUAUCGAACAGAUAGACGGGGAAAAAAUAGGGGGCAGCGAUUACAGUUGUGCGCAAAACAAUGGUUUACCGAAAAAGGAGUCCACCGGGGGGAAUGGCGACCUACAAGACGAUAAAAAGGCGGCGCCAGGGGAGGCACCAGUAGAGGCCACCACCGUAGCUGCCAGCUCUCCAUCUGCAGCUAUCCUCCCAUUGAUAGAGACGCACGGAGAGAAAAGUAAGGGUCCCGCCCAAAAUGGCGAAAGCAGUAAGGACGUCAAACCGGGUGGUCCCAAGGCGAGCAAAGGUACGAACCCCAAUAGCGAACAGAAGGAAGAAAACAAUCCAUUGGAAAAAUUUUUUAAAAAAUUUGUGGAUAUUUCUUACGACAUUUUACAUUACGUAAAAAUGUUUUUAAAGCAAAAGUGCUUUUUAAAAGAUAUGAUAUCAGCAGGAUUUGAAGCUCUGGUGGAAAAGCACAACAAGCAUUUUGUUAAGUUCCCCUACAUGACCGUGUCAGAAAUAUUGACCAACCUGUUUAACUUUAGAUACAAAACGAAAAUCCUCAUAGCCCCAGAUUAUGUAGAGGCCAUGGUAGAAUUUUAUCAGGACAAAUAUAAAGUAGACAUACCAUAUGAUAAAGGCAGAAAUAAAAAAGUUUUUCUUUUUGAUACAAGCGAAAUGCAAAAGUUGAAUAAUGCCUAUUAUAGAGGUCGCAACAAUGCCAAGGAGAGAGGUGCAGGUAAUGAACAGGAACAUGGUAAAGAGGGCCAUAAGGGCAAAUCGGGAGGGAAAAGAGAGUCGGUGGAUAAAGGCAGUUACAAAAAAGGGGGUGGUGGCAGCAGUGGAAGUAUGGUCAGUAAUGACUUGCUGGUGGGCAAUUCUAAGGAGCGUUCACAAAAUGCAUCGAAUAAGAAGCAGGGAUCUGCAAAAAAUAAUCAUUCAGGUAUGAACAGUGGUAUGGACAUGUCCAGUAAGCUAAACAGCAGCUCCCCCAUGGGCGUUGCCAACUCAGGUGUAACAACGGAUGGGGGUAAUAAUAAAGUGCCAUCCAAGAAGAGAACAAGUGAAUCGAUUAAAAAUAGCCUUACGAAAGAGACCAACUCUUCGGCGAAAAAGAAACAGAACAAGAUUCCAUCCAACGAUUUGUCCAGAAAAAGUUGGGAUAAGAAGAAAAACAACAAAAAUGAAAAGAAGAUAUCGUCCAGCACGCAUAUUAUUAUAUGUUCCGAUGAUGAGGAAAGUCAGGGGGAAGACUCCCACACUGGGCAGCGCCAGAUGAUGACAAAAAUUGCUAACGAGAGAGACAGAAACAAAGGCGAAUGCCGAAAUAUGAGCAUGUUGAUAGAGAAUAUAACGAAGAAGAAGUGCAGCACGAAUAGUAGCUCCCUGGGAAGUUUGACGGUCAACCACAACGUUGGCAAGGAGCAGCGCAGGAGCAUCGGCAACAGUAGCUAUGCUGGUCAGCCCAAGACCCACCUGCCAAAGAUGCCGAACAUGUCAAACAUGACGAACAUGACGAACAUGACGAAUAGGACGAGUAUGCCCAGCAUGGUGAGCAACGAUCAGGGUCGUCUGCAAAGCCGCCCGCACAGCACCCUACCGAAUAACAAUAAGUUGCAAACCAUUCGCAACAUUUUUAGUAACUCCUCCCCCAUGCACCACAACAACAUGCAAAGGGUGAACAACGUGCAAAGCAUGAACAACAACAGCAGAAGCAACAUUUACAACGCGCAGAGGAAGAGGGGCACCGAAGAAAACCUCCUCAUUAUUGCAGACGAACAGAAAAGUAUAAAUUCAAACAACAUGCUUAACGAAAAAAUGCAACUCUAUAAGAAAAGGAAAAUGAAAAAUGACUAUCCAUGUGAAAAAAAAAACUCACAAACGAACAUACUAAAUCUUAACGAGGUGAAUGAAAAAAUGAAGGGGAACGUUCUGCACUCAAAUGAUAAGUGUGCAGUGUAUAAAUGUAUUAACAUCGAAUCGUCUGAUGAGAACAGGUGA
Plasmodium coatneyi is the source of this 4428-nucleotide messenger RNA. RefSeq lists its product as uncharacterized. The coding region runs from base 1 to 4428 and encodes 1475 amino acids. NCBI's taxonomy places the organism in Eukaryota, Apicomplexa, Aconoidasida, Haemosporida, Plasmodiidae. The record is from RefSeq and is a predicted model, not a curated record. The transcript has a single exon.